AUGAAGGAUCCCUUCCCCCUCCAGCCCUCUCCCCGCAUCAAAAUCGCCAUCGACCACUACCUCAGCCGCGUCGCGGAGCCGCUCGACCUCUCUACCCUCCACUACCACUCUCACGAGGUCGCCCUCGCCUUCCUCUUCUACAACUUCAUCUACAACCGCCUGUCGCCAUGGAUCUCUAUGAAGCUCUGCCCGCGCACCUACGCCAAUCUGCCGCGCAAGACCCGCCUCAACUGGGACAUCCACGUCGUCUCGUUCGUCCAGAGCGUCCUGAUCAGCGCCAUGGCGCUGUACGUCGUCGCGGUCGAUGAGGAGCGGAAGGUCAUGGGGCUGGCGGAGAACUGGCCGGAAAGGAUCUGGGGGUACGACGGCGGAUUGGGGUUGAUCUUGGCGUUUGCAUGUGGGUAUUUCGCGUGGGAUUUGGCCGUCAGCCUGCUCCAUGCAGAUAUGUUUGGAUUCGGCAUUUUGGCACAUGCGGUUUGUGCUCUGACGGUGUUUACACUUGGUUUCCGGCCAUAUGCUAAUUACUUUGGGCCGACCUUCAUCCUCUACGAGCUGUCCACACCCUUUUUGAACAUCCACUGGUUCUGCGACAAGUUGAACCUUACGGGGUCCCGGAUACAGCUGAUCAACGGCAUCAUUCUCCUCUGCACCUUCUUCAGCUGCCGCCUCGUCUGGGGAACCUAUUCCUCCAUGCAAGCCUUCUCCGACAUUUACCGCGCCUGGACCGCCGACAAGGAUGAACUCGCCCUCUACCUCGACCGCCGGACGGCGGCCCUCCUCCCUGGCUCCGAAGACACCAUGCGGUACGCCGGCGAAAUGCACAUGCCCGCCUGGCUCGGCGCCACCUACCUCGCCGCCAACCUAACCCUCAACUCGCUGAACUUCUUCUGGUUCAACAAGAUGAUCCAGACGAUCCGCAAGCGGUUCGAUCCGCCGUUCGGGACGCGGCGCGCCGAGAAGGGGAAGGGGAAGGCGGAGGAACCGGCGGAUGGGGGGGUGCUGGUGGCGAGUGAUGUGCAGGUGGGGCGCGGGGUGGGUGCGGAGGGGAGGAAGUCAGUGGAGGUGGAGGCGACGAGGCGGGUUAGGAGGCGGAAUAGCUUUGAUGAGAUUGCGGAUGAGAUUGCGGAGGCAAUGGAGGGGAUGACGGGGGAUGAUAGCGAGCUUGUUGGGGGGCUAUAG
Molecule: messenger RNA, 1179 nt
Organism: Eremomyces bilateralis CBS 781.70
Lineage: Eukaryota; Fungi; Ascomycota; Dothideomycetes; Eremomycetales; Eremomycetaceae
Product: DUF887-domain-containing protein
Exons: 2
Coding region: 1-1179 (392 amino acids)
Biological process (GO): lipid homeostasis
Cellular component (GO): membrane; endoplasmic reticulum
Source: RefSeq, a predicted model, not a curated record